CAGAAAUUUUCAAGCAAUAAAACAUGUUGUCCCAUAAACAACCAAAGCAUAAGUUCAGGAUUGACAAUCCCAUGGAUAUUGACUAUGACAAUCAUGAAGAUCAAUCGUUAAAAGAGCCAGAAUAUUUGAACGAAAAGAAUGAUUCAGAUGAGCCUAAAAUCAUCAAUGUAAAUUUAGAAGAUGAGCCACUCUCCAGAACCACUAAUUUUAGAAGCAGCACGAACAAACUCUCCAGCCCAAAGAUUCUUGAGGAAUAUGAGAAACCUAAAACCAUGAUUAAAUAAGAUAAUAAAAGGAAAAGAUGCAGAAAAUUUCAAAAAUUACGAAGACUAUAAGCCUGUAAGUGAGGUAUUUGGAGGAUGUAAUCAGAGCCCGAAUAAGAACAUCAAGACUUACCCCAAAACUAUGGAGACCAAGUACCUCAGCCUUUCCAGUAUCAAUGAUGGGCUACUUUCACCAAGAGAUCAUUUUGGGAGAAACAAGAGCUCUAAUUUCAUUGUUGCUCCUUAUCCUCAGAAAGUUAGGAACUCUUCCAAGAAUUUGGGAGGUAAGGUAUCUCCUAGGACCAAGAUUCAAACUUAUGCUACCUUAUCCAAACGGAAGAGAUCUCCAAAUCUAAACAGAGUUAAUUCCACCUUCAGUCAGGAGUACAAAACUGCUCUGAAAGGUUGAAAUAAUGAAACAAGGAGAAAUAAAGAUAACAAGAAAUAAAACUGAUUUCACCUUGAACUACGAGCUUGAUGAAGUAGCCAGUUGCAGAUAUACUGACACUCAAUAUACACAUAAAGAUCUGAAAAGAGCUAAAAGUACCAAAAGAGUUGGUAGAAUGGCCAAGCCUUUAGAGAGGAAAACAAAUUUGUAUACUUCUAACGGAUUUUCACUUGCUUAUUUAAGCCCUUCAAAAAAUCAGAAUUUAAGUCAAAGUUCAACAAUCUACAAGAUCCAACAAAGCAUCAACAAGCUUGAUGAUAGAAAGAAUUGUAAAUAUCAGGGAAGAUCUAGCCCCGAUCAACCUGCAUCUUUCUCUUCAGUCUAUGAAAACAAGAAAAAGCUCAAUGACUACCACCGGAGCAUGCAAGGAGAUAAGAGUACAGUUAGCUCAAAAUUCUCUGAGAGCCGAGAAAGCGAAAAGAGCUCAAUGAUAUCAUCUAAAAAUGGAAAAGUUAAUGACUAUCCUUACCAUGGGAACAAAAGAAUUGAGAAUUUCAGUCAAAAAUUGCAUACAGUAUCUAAUGCUCGUCUUCCCAGAGUCUCAAAAGACAGCAAGAGUAUGUCAACCAAUGACCAACUUCGAGAGAGGCUCAACAAGAAUAUUGACGACAGUUGAAAAUCAAGUGUUGAGUCAAGACUAAUUAAGGAGAAUAUUACUUCGAAAAAGAGAACUAGGAAAUGCAACCCAAAGAGAAUCCAGAAGUGAAAGUCAACCAACGAAAAUGACAUUCAGGAUAGCUUAUCAAUGAAUACCACUUCCAGUUUACUAAAGAGGAAGAAGUCUGAUGAAAUGAGUAAGGUGAAUAAUAAAUCAAGCUAUACUUCUUGACAAAAAGAGAGAGAUACAUCUACACAAGGGAACAGAACAGAUAGAUCCUCCACUAAGAAGGCCACAUCGAGGCUGUGUAGUAAGAUGAAGAGCCCUAGGACCAAGCCCUCUAUAGGUAAUAAUCACUACUACACCUCCUCUAAGCCUCAAAAUUGUACUACAAAAGAGACCAAGUCCACCAAAACCAAAUUGCUAGAGAAAAAUAUGAUUGAGAAGGAAGAGGUUAUGCGUAAGAAGGAAAUCAAAUACAUUUCAACAAUUAAACAACUGGAUGCUGACGUACAGAAUUUCAAGGAACUAUCAACCAGAAUGCAACGGGGGCUCCAGAGAAUAGAAGAGGUGGUGAAAAAGUGCAACCAAUUCAACCUGGUGUUCCUCAAUUACUACAAAGACUUUGAAGCCUUCGUACAAAAAGAAGAAUCUAAGAAGGUAUCUUUUGAGGCAUCUAAGUAUAAACCACUCCAAGAUCAACUCCAGGUCUGCCUUAACCUCUGUGAUUUUGGUAUUCAAGAGGAAGAUCAAGAGACUAGUAAAAUUUUAUCGACUGAGCUAGAUGAACUCUGAAAGAAAUAUGAGGAAAAUUUCAAGAGCAAUAAAGACAUCCAAUCUUGCAAAUUGGCAAAACCAAAGCUCUCUUGUGAUGAGUUUUCAUGAAUAGUCUCAUCAAUCAACGAAGUUGAGAAUACGAAUGAAUGAUCCAGUCCAAUUUCUGUCUCGAUCCUAAGCUCCAGCAAUACCGAGUCUUUCUCGUUUAAUUGGGGAAAUAGCUCUCAAAUAGACAUUGAGCUAGUCAAGAAGGAUUUUAUCAAACUUUGAGAAGAGAAUAAAUAUCUCAAGAAGAGAAUUGGGAACAGUUCCACAGUUUCCGACCUCAAAUGAGAGAUCUGACCUGGAUAUCUUGAGAUUAUUGACAGACUCACAAAUGAGAAGGAUGCUUUGGAAUCUGAAAUAGGUGCUCAAAUUUCAGAAAUAACUGAUAAAUAUGAAGAAUGAGAAACAGAGUUAAAGGCUGCUAAUCUGAAAUAUGAACAACAAACUAGAGAGUUACUUCAAAAAAUUGAACAAGAGGGAGAACUCAGAAGCAGAGUUUCAUUGCUAGAAAAGAGAAAUACAGACCUUGAAAUGAUAAUUCAGAAGAUUUCUCAGUCAAAAGAUGGUUACGAAGACUUAGGCAACACAGUUUCAGAUUUAUCCCUUGCUUUGAUAGGUAAAAAUAAAAAGGAUUUAUCAAGCUCCCAGAUUCAGCUGAUCAAGAACUUAUUCUCAGAUGCUCAAAUAAAAGCUGUUGAUGGGUUUAAAGAUAGAAUAAACACUCUUGAAGAGGAGAAAGAGAAGAUUGUCAACCAAUCAAAAUUUAUUACUUCUCAAAACCAAUCAAUGCUAAAGCCUCUCAGAAGAUACUCUAUUGCAAUAAAGGAAUGAGUUGAGCUCUACAAAGUAUUAGAUUUUCAGAACAAUAUUAUUCCUGAUUCUGAAGGACUUAAGGACCUCAAAAACCAUGCUAUAGGCUUUAUAGCCGAAUAUGAAGAUAAUGUAAAUGAAGUAUUGCCGACUCUAAAUGCUUACACUAGCAAUUUAAAAGAGAGUAUAGAGGAAAUAGGGAAAUACUCCAAUGCUCUAGAACCAUAUGAUGAGAACCUUCCUCUUCAGAUGUGUUCCCCAUCAAGAAAAUCUUGCCAAAAGUUUGAUUAUAAGCAACUAAACCUCGGAAAUCCCGCAUGAAGCCUUGAUCGCGACACAGAAAAUUCAAUGAGCAGGAUUGAGUUUUCCUCUGUCCUUCAGACUGACAACCAAGAUGUGACGCCUAAUAAAGAUUUAGAUGAAUCAAAAAAUUUCCAACUGAGCCUUAUACAGUCUUUGAAUGAUUUUGACAAUAUCGAUGAAGAUCAAGAGAAGCUCAGAGAUAAGAAACCAAUCAGGAAGAGCAAGAAGAAAUUCAAGAAGAAAACUGCAUAUGAGAAGAGACAGCAAAUGAUAGAAGAAACUUUAGAAGAAUUAGACCAUUUCAAUAAGGAAGAAGCCCCAUUUGAAGUAACAGUCAUAAAUGCUCAGAAUAAACUCAUCGAUCUUGAGACAAAUACUAUCAAAGAAGCUGAUGAAAGAGAUGAGGAGGACACCCAAUUUGACAAAGAUGGUAAUAAGAUAUUGAGGUCUAAUAACUCCUUACAAGGAGGUAGUCUAAAGGGUAAAAAAUCCAUGACUGACAUUCUUGUCAUCCCAGGAGAAAACCUUAAAUAUGAUAUUCCUUCAAUCCUCGGAGAGGCAGGGCUGACUAAAACCCAAGAAAUCUCAUUAGACCAGCUAAACUCCCACGAUAUUCACUCUCUAGAGAGUGAAUCUGUAAAAGUGGAGGAAGAUCUCCUGAACGAUAGCAUCAAAUUCGAUGAAAAUUUACUCUAAUUUUCCAAAAAUCAACAAUUUAUUCCAAUUUUUG
This is a messenger RNA of Moneuplotes crassus, 3974 nucleotides long. The record is from the annotation of a GenBank genome assembly. NCBI's taxonomy places the organism in Eukaryota, Ciliophora, Spirotrichea, Euplotida, Euplotidae.